Trametes versicolor FP-101664 SS1 is the source of this 840-nucleotide messenger RNA. RefSeq lists its product as uncharacterized. The record is from RefSeq and is a predicted model, not a curated record. Lineage: Eukaryota; Fungi; Basidiomycota; Agaricomycetes; Polyporales; Polyporaceae. The transcript is spliced from 3 exons. The coding region runs from base 1 to 840 and encodes 279 amino acids. Gene Ontology annotation, molecular function: oxidoreductase activity.
AUGGCCACCGCGAGCGUCCUCACCCCGCACGACAUCCCGACCACCCUCAACUACUACGCGCCGGUCGGCGACGAGGCGCCGUACCAGUACGUGCAGGAGCCGCCUGCGGGCAAGCCGUCGACGAACAUCGGCACGGACCCACAGCCGGUGCUCGUGCACGACGCGCGCGGGCACGAGUCCGAGUUCUCGCUCGACCAGAACGGGUUCCAGUACGUGCAGUGGCCGAGCGUCGAGAGCGAGUUCAACGACGAGGAGCGCAUCAAGGAGAAGUACUACCCCGAGGUCGAGGAGAUCCUGAAGAAGGUCGCAGGCGCGAAGCGCGUCUUCAUCUUCGACCACACCAUCAGCAAGCAGGUGCAGGAGGUCACGAAUGACAAGCCGGUGACCUACCGCGGCCCCGUUGAGCGCGUACACAUCGACCAGACGUACAACGCGAGCGUGAACCGCGUCAAGUACCACCUACCCGAAGACGCCGACCGCCUGCUCAAGUCGCGCGUGCGCAUCAUCAACGUCUGGCGCCCCAUCCACCACCCUGUCGCGCACAAGCCGCUCGCGGUCUCCGACUGGCGCUACCUCGCCCCGGAGGACCUCGUGUCCGUGCGCUUCAUCUACCCGCACCGCGAGGGCAGCACGUACAGUGUGCGCUACAACCCGAACCACCGCUGGUACUACCUCUCGAACCAGACCCCGGAGGAGGUCACGCUCAUCAAGUGCUACGACUCGGAGGAGGACCGCGCCCGCCUGACGCCGCACUCGGCGUUCCUCGACGCGACCGCCCCCAAGGACGCGCCGCACCGCGAGUCGAUCGAGGUCCGUGCGCUGGUGUUUGAUGACGAGUAG